GGUCAAGCAACCAUCGACGACGCGACAGACAGACACCGACCGACAGACGGCGACAUUACCGCCUUCUUCAAUCGACGCAGUUCCAAAGGCUGCUGUCGACAAGAGACUGUUCAGCCCUUCCUGUCGCUAGCCGACUUCGAGUGCAGCCAGAAGACUCGGCCAUUUCGAGUGCCUGGGACUCCUGAGCGUCUCCUAUCUGACCGCGGAGGAGCGACUGUGUCCGAUAGAUCAAUAACGAAUUCGAGCACAACAUAACGAUCUACGAUUUCUUUCUACGAUACCCCGCAGCCUCUUGGACUGCUUCUCAAGAGUUUCAAGAACCGACAGCCUUUUCGGCCAUCAUUGUACAUCUUUCGUGAAAAUGGCGUCACAAAACAGUAUUUACACGCCGGGUCAAUUCAUGAACCCAGGCCCAGCUCCUCGACCUCCUACUGACCGACCUCGACUUAAUCUCACUCCCUCUACCCAAAAUCUCCCUGGCAAUAUGUCUCAAAUGAGCAUAAAUUCUCCCAUCACCCGGACUGCCACCUCCACAUACACCGGAUCAACUGUAUCCCUACCGCUGGCUCGCUCAAACACCAAUAUGGAUGGUAUGGGUGGAGUUGCGAUCAUCAAAGAGGGUUGGGCUUCCGUCAAGGAGGGCAAAAACUUCAUCAGUCCCUGGAAACAAAAAUGGCUCAUCCUACGAAAAGAGGCUCUGGAUUUUCACAAGACCGAAGGCGGCAAAAUUUCGUACCAGAUCGUUCUAAAGGAUGUACUUGGCGUUUCCCGAGUCGAGGCUGCUGGUACCAUUUUUGAAAUUAAGCGGGCUCUAAAUGGAUCAUCAACCAACCCAGGCGAGGACGACGGGAUUUCCAAGACGCUGCAGAUCAGAGUGAAGGGCGAUGAUGACUUGUACGAGUGGAUUGACUUCAUAUAUGCGCGCUGCCCGGGUAUGGGUGGUGUUAGCAACCCCACUAAUUUUAGCCAUUCCGUUCACGUUGGAUUCGACCCCCAGACUGGUGAAUUCGUUGGUCUACCUCCCGAGUGGUCCAAGCUGCUCAACUCGUCAGCCAUCACCAAGGAGGACUAUGAGCGUAACCCACAGGCCGUCUUUGAAGUUUUGGAAUUCUACUCAGAUAUCACGAAGCGAGCUCAGAACCCUAGCCAGUACCCUAGUCUCACACCAACUCCUCCGACUAUCUUGAACCAGAACAAGCAACUAGGUUAUGGUAUGAGCGGUGCUAGUGUUGCGCCUCCUCGUCCAAUUCAGAACAACCAGAGGAAUAACAGCUAUGGUACACCUCAAUCUAGCACCCCUGCACCUCGCCGACCAACACCUCCCGAGCAACAGCAGCAACGACAGCAAAUGCAACAGAUGGCUUCCAACUAUGUCGAUCCUCAAUCUCGUGAAGACCAAAGGCAGAAGCAACUUGAGGCUCAACGCCAGCGGGAUAAGGAGCAGCGAGACAAGGAGAUCGAGGAGCAGAACCGUCGGGAUAUGGAGGCUUACAAUGCAUCACUUCCAAAAACGCGCCCAACGAUUGCCCAGCAAGAGGUUGGUGGAUUUGGCGGCGGUAACACGGAUAGGUAUAAUCCAUCCAGAGCUGCACCACCCGCCCCACGACCUCAACAAGGACAGCAAGGUCAACCACAACCCCUCAGAACUCAGAGACAAGCUCCAUCAGCACCAACCCCAAGCAAUGGCAGUCGUCCACCUGUGAAUACGCAGCAAAGCUCGUCAUCCGUCAACCAAAGCCAAAAUGGAGGCUCUCGUUCGCCUGCUAGAGCUGAGAACCAACGCCCACAGGAUCCUCGAUAUCAAAACGGCUCCCAGCCAGCAACACGUGCCCCGACCAAUGGUCAGCAACCACCAUCCCGCCUUCCAGCACCAGUACAGCAAGUCAAGCCUCUCAAUGUUGCUGCUAAGCAGCCCACUGGGGCCAAUGGCAUUCAACAGAAUGACGCUGUCAAGGCGGCUGAAGCUGCUUUGACUUCCAAGCCAACCGCGACCGAACGGAAACAAGAUGUUCGCAUGUCCACCAUGUCCGAGAACGAAGUAAUGGCCAAGCUGAAAGAGGCUGUGUCCAAGGAUGAUCCCAAUUUGUCGUACUCCAAGCAAAAGAAGAUCGGCCAAGGAGCAUCUGGUUCAGUUUACGUUGCUAAGGUUAAGGAGAACCCAGCAUCUCCUGUCGCUCGUGAAGUUAUCCGCCAACAGGGCAGCAAGGCUCAAGUGGCUAUCAAGCAAAUGGAUUUGGCACACCAACCAAGGAAGGAGUUAAUUGUUAAUGAGAUUAUGGUCAUGAAGGACAGCAAGCACCGAAAUAUUGUCAAUUUCCUGGACGCUUUCUUGCGCAACAACUUCACUGAGCUGUGGGUUGUUAUGGAGUAUAUGGAGGGAGGUGCUUUGACUGAUGUCAUUGACAACAACCCAAGCAUAACCGAGGAUCAAAUUUCAACUAUCUGUCUUGAGACAUGCCGUGGGUUGGAGCAUUUGCACAACCAAUCUAUCAUUCACAGAGAUAUCAAGUCCGAUAACGUUCUUCUUGAUGCUCGUGGGAAUGUCAAAAUCACCGAUUUUGGAUUCUGCGCCAAGCUCACCGAGUCAAAGUCUAAGCGUGCCACCAUGGUCGGUACACCUUACUGGAUGGCUCCUGAAGUUGUUAAGCAGAAGGAAUACGGUCCCAAGGUCGAUAUCUGGUCUCUUGGUAUCAUGGCUAUUGAGAUGAUCGAGUCCGAACCCCCAUACCUGAACGAGGAACCACUCAAGGCUCUUUAUCUCAUCGCUACCAACGGUACUCCACGCCUCAAGAAGCCCGAGAAAUUGAGCAAGGAGCUGAAGGCAUUCCUGUCUGUAUGUCUCUGUGUUGACAUCCGAAGCAGAGCGUCUGCUCUUGAGCUUCUUCAACACGACUUCUUGAAGCACGGCUGUGCAUUGGGCAGUCUGGCUGAUCUUUUGGCUUUCCGCAAGCACGCCAAGUAGAAUGCGCAACUUAUUCCAUGAAAGAUAAUGAUCACGUUUACGACAUGAUAUGUUUGUAUUGAAGCAGAUUGGCGGUCCGAUAUUGUUACAUUUCCAGCUCCGCGGGUUGAUAUGCAUUUGUUCGUGCUGGAUCUCACACACUAUUCGGCACGAAUACCGGCGUUACGGGCGGCCUUUUGACUGUGCUCCUGGAUUCUUCUGCAUAGCAGCGCCAGCCCGGUCAGGUCAGCACUAUAAAGCGGUCUUACAUUGUUCUCGGGGAUGUUUUGCAGGGGGGUGUUGUUUGAAAAAUCAUAAAGGACAAACUGGGAUAUACUUUGUUUACUUUCUUCCCGUUCUUUUCCCACCUCUUCUUCGUUAUUUGUCGCCCGGAUAUGGUAGACUUCACACCAUGCUUUGGGUGCUGCAAAUCGAGACAUGGGUUUCAGAGUCGAGCUUCGGAAAGAAGAAAGAAAGAGAGAAAGGAUACGGCGCAUGAUAGGAAUGCAUGGAACAAAAAGAAUUUAAGUAAUG
Messenger RNA from Cadophora gregata, 3475 nucleotides. It is a transcript of the gene CLA4, whose product is annotated as Protein kinase. Gene Ontology annotation, molecular function: protein serine/threonine kinase activity; ATP binding. The record is from RefSeq and is a predicted model, not a curated record. Gene Ontology annotation, cellular component: cytoplasm. Gene Ontology annotation, biological process: regulation of MAPK cascade; protein phosphorylation; intracellular signal transduction. The transcript has 5 exons. The coding region runs from base 362 to 2962 and encodes 866 amino acids. Lineage: Eukaryota; Fungi; Ascomycota; Leotiomycetes; Helotiales; Ploettnerulaceae.